AUGAUUGUGUCUGCCAUGCGAUUCCUGAAAACUAUUCGAGCAGGUUAUCUUGAGCCUAAGAUUUUACACCUUAAUCCAGACAAACGUGACACACAGGGAUUUAAUAAAUGUAUCAGGUUUGCGCCAACCUUGAUGCCUGGAUAUCCAGCAUACAUGGCGAAUGCUUAUCCAUUAGAUAUGUCACAGUACUUUCGUUUUUUUAAUUCCACUCGUUUGCCGAAACUUAACCGUGAUGAACUGGUGGCAGAUAAGAGCAGAAAGCACUUGUUGGUGUUAAGAAAUGGGAAUUUCUAUGUGUUCGAUGUCAUUGACAAAGAUGGGAACAUAGUGAAGGCUUCAGAGAUCCAGGCCCACUUGCAGUAUAUCCUAUCGGACGCCACCCCUGCUCCGGAGUUUCCUUUGGGAUAUCUCACAAGUGAAGAAAGAAACACGUGGGCUGUUUUAAGACAGAAGCUUCUUGAAAACGGAAAUGAAGAGGCCCUGAAAAAAGUGGAUUCUGCUGUGUUUUGCUUGUGUCUCGAUGACUUUCCCAUUAAGGAUGAUGUCCACCUGUCCCACAAUAUGCUCCAUGGAUCAGGUAUGAACCGGUGGUACGACAAGUCCUUCAGCAUCAUCAUGACGCAAGAUGGGACAGCAGCUGUGAACCUUGAGCACUCAUGGAGAGAAGGAAUGACUAUCAUACGGUUCCAGAAUGAGGUGUUCAGGGAUAGCACGCAGAAACCAGCAAUAUCACCUCAAACCCUCCCAGCUAAGGUGGACUCCAGCCAAGCUGUACAGAAACUUGUCUUCCACCUUGGUGACUCUUUGAAAUCUGCAAUCUCAACCGCCAAAAAAAAGUUUGGUGCAACUGUGAGCUCAUUCACCAUUGUACCCAUGGAGUACAGAGGAUGUGGGAAGGAGUUCUUGCAGACCCAGAAGAUCAGCCCAGAUGCAGUAGCCCAACUUUCCUCUCAGAUGGCAUUCUUCAGACAAUACGGGCAGACCAGGACCACACAUGAGGUCUGCAGUACAGCAGCUUUCAAACAUGGCCGCACCGAGACCAUCCGAUCAGCCUCAUUUUAUACCAAGAAAUGCACCGAUGCUUUUUUAAGGAAUCUUUCACAACACAGUAUGGCUGAGCUCCGUAGCAUGCUGUAA
Pelobates cultripes (western spadefoot toad) is the source of this 1137-nucleotide messenger RNA. The record is from the annotation of a GenBank genome assembly. NCBI's taxonomy places the organism in Eukaryota, Metazoa, Chordata, Amphibia, Anura, Pelobatidae.